AGUAGGGCUUGUUCCGACAGUUGCUGGAAUUUCAUUAUCACCAAAAUCGCCUAUAAAAACAGAACCUCAUAUCAAAGCACUACAAGUUGCCCAGCAACCAAACACUCCUGUUUCACCUGUGAUAUUAGGUACACCACAGAGGACGCAGUCUACACCAAUCUUAACAAACAGUCCCAAAACACCACAUCGUCAAGUUUUCCAUGUACCGAUAGGUCUUGUGGAGUCACCGACAUGGUCAGGUUCAAGAAAAAGAACCCAUGAAUUCAUUGAAUCAGAUUUUUCAGACAGUGCAAAAAAGAAGAAGGGUGAAAAGGGAGGUAAAGGACUUAGGCAUUUUUCAAUGAAAGUUUGUGAAAAAGUUCAGAAGAAAGGUGUGACAUCUUAUAAUGAAGUAGCCGAUGAAUUAGUUGGAGAAUUUAGUGACCCCACAAGGAUCAUGUCACCCACAGAUCAGGCAUAUGAUCAGAAAAACAUCCGGAGACGAGUUUACGACGCUUUAAAUGUUCUGAUGGCUAUGAACAUUAUUUCAAAAGAAAAAAAAGAAAUUCGGUGGAUUGGCUUGCCAACAAAUUCAGCUCAGGAAUGUGCUAAUUUGGAAUUAGAAAAGAAACAGAAAGAAGACAGAAUAAGACAGAAGACACAACAAUUACAAGAACUCAUUUUACAGCAAAUUGCCUUCAAGAACCUUGUACAAAGGAAUAAAGUUAUGGAGAAGACAAGUACUGGUCCUCCCACACAGAAUUCAGCCAUACAUCUACCGUUUAUAAUUGUAAAUACCAGUAAAAAGACUGUUAUUGACUGCAGCAUCUCAAAUGAUAAGUUUGAAUAUUUAUUUAACUUUGAUAAUACUUUUGAAAUCCAUGAUGAUAUUGAGGUUCUUAAACGUAUGGGUAUGGCUUAUGGUUUGGAAGCUGGAAAAUGUAGUGAAGAUGAUUUGAAAACUGCCAGAACUAUGGUACCCAAAGCUCUGGAACCAUAUGUAUUGGAACUUGCAAACAGGACUCCAACUAGUACAUCGAUUGUUGCUGGACCUAGUGGUAUUAAGACGGGAGUGACUGCCACAGCCUCCUCAUCAAGUCAAGGACACUUACAUGAUUCAGGAAUUGCCAGUAGUCAGGGAUCAGCAUCGCCAUUGGCAACACCUCUUUCACAGCCCAUGAGCACAGAUCAAGAGGUUGCUAUGGUUACAGGUGGAAAUUCACAGGCUUCUCGAGCAUCAAGUUUAGGAUCAUUCUCGGACAUGGCCCCUUCACGGGGAGCUACAGACACUCCAUCUUCAGAGUACAUGGAUUCAGAUGAUUCUUUUGGCAAUGGUGAUUGA
Molecule: messenger RNA, 1321 nt
Organism: Saccoglossus kowalevskii
Lineage: Eukaryota; Metazoa; Hemichordata; Enteropneusta; Harrimaniidae
Product: transcription factor Dp-1-like
Biological process (GO): regulation of cell cycle; regulation of transcription by RNA polymerase II
Cellular component (GO): nucleus; transcription regulator complex
Molecular function (GO): RNA polymerase II transcription regulatory region sequence-specific DNA binding; DNA-binding transcription factor activity, RNA polymerase II-specific
Source: RefSeq, a predicted model, not a curated record